Triticum aestivum (bread wheat) is the source of this 4809-nucleotide messenger RNA. RefSeq names its product B3 domain-containing protein Os12g0591400. Gene Ontology annotation, molecular function: DNA binding. The transcript is spliced from 5 exons. The record is from RefSeq and is a predicted model, not a curated record. Bases 2844 to 3998 code for a protein of 384 amino acids. Lineage: Eukaryota; Viridiplantae; Streptophyta; Magnoliopsida; Poales; Poaceae.
GGGGGGGCGAUCGAUCCGACUUCGAGUGCGAUUCGGGAGCGGAGGAAAUCGAUCGAAGCCGGCGGGACCUGCGCGAGCGAUCGAUCGGGAGAGGCCCGACUGUGGGGCGACGGCGACCAGAUCGGGAGAGGCCCAAGGCCCAACUGCGGGGCAGGGCAGAGCGAUCAGAUCGAUCGGCAGACCAGCGGGCGAACGGAAGACGACGGGGCGAGGCGGGCAGAUGAAACCCAGCGGCCAGAGUAGCGGAUCAAUGGCACGAGUUGCGGCGUGCAAAAAAAAUUGACCUAGCUCUAAUACCAUGUUAGGAAUAAGCAACCUGUAUUCCCAUGGGGCCAUAGGCCGAUAUAUAUAUAUACAUAUACAGGUGUGGAACAUAUGCAGGAAACCCCUUAUACAACGGGAUAAAUACAAAGGGGUACAUGACUUAUAUUAUAACUCUAACACUUGUGACCUCAUUCAUCAGCACAACGAAAAGAUAAGGGCUCAAAGUUGCUGUUGUUGCAGUCCUAUUUUAAUCGAAAAGUCAUCAAGUCGCCAUCACUUGUUCGGACACUUGUCACAACAUUAUCGUACAUGUCCUUGAUGAGGGUAAUGUACUUUGUUAGGACUUUGUGUUUCUUCAAGGCCCACCACAUGACAUUCAGCGGUAUCUUAUCGUAGGCCUUCUCCAAGUCCAUGCACACCAUAUGCAGGUCCUUUUGCUCCUUAUAUCUCUCCAUAAGUUGUACUAAGAAAAUGGCUUCCAUGGUCGACCUCCCAGACAUGAAACCAAAUUGAUUUUUGAUCACGCCUGUCAUUCUUCUUAAGCCGUGUUCAAUGAAUCUCUCCCAUAGCUUCAUUGUAUGGCUUAUCAGCUUAAUUCCAUAGUAAUUAGUACAACUUUGAACACCAUCCUUGUUCUUGAAGAUUGGUAAUAAUAUACUCCAUCUCCAUUCUUCUGGCAUCUUUGUUUGCUCCGAAAAUGAGGUUGAAAAGCUUAGUUAUAUCGCUGUGCCUCUGAGGCCUCUCCACACCUCAAUGGAAAUACAAUCAGGGCGCAUCGCCUUGCCUCCUUCAUCCUUUUUAAAGCCUCCUUGACCUCGGACUCCUAGAUUUGCUGCACAAAACGCCUGUUGGUAUCAUCAAAUGAGUCAUCCAGUUCAAUGGUAGAGCUCUCAUUCUGCCCAGUGAAUGCCUUGUCGAAGUACUCAUGCCAUCUAUGCUUAAUCUCCUCGUCCUUCACCAGGAGCUGGUCUGCUCCGUCCUUGAUGCAUUUGACUUGGUGACAUCCCUCGUCUUCCUCUCUUGGAUCUUGGCCAUCUUAUAGAUGUCCCUUUCGCCUUCCUUCGUGCCUAACUGUUGGUAGAGAUCCUCAUACGCCGGACCCCUUGCUUCACUUACAGCUCGCUUUGCGGUCCUCUUUGCCACCUUGUACCUCUCUAUGCUGUCUGAAAAAUGUUUCUUCUCCUUAAUAGCCUUCUGGACAUCAUUGUUCCACCACCAGAUAUCUUUAGCUUCGCUUCUACUUCGCUGGGACACUCCAAACUCCUUUGAAGCCACCUAAAGUAUGCAAGUCACCAUCUUCAUCCACAUAUUGCCUGCAUCACCUCCUUCCUCCCAAGGGCCCUCCGUAAUGGCCCUCUCCUUGAAUGCAUGAGGUACCUCCCCCUUGAGCCUCCACCACUUCAUUCUAGCGACUUUAGCGUGCUUAUCCCGUCAGACACGAGUCCGUAAGCGGAAGUCAGCCACCACAAGCUUAUGCUAAGGGGCAAUACUUUCUCCAGGUAUCACCUUACAAUCUAGGCAAGCACGCCUGUCUUCUCUUCUCGAGAGGAUGAAAUCAAUCUGGCUAGAGUGUUGACCACUACUAAAAGUCACUAUAUGUGAUUCUCUCUCUUUAAUCAGGGUUUUAGCUACAAUCGUGUCGUAGGCUAGAGCAAAGGUUAAGAUAUCUUCUCCUCCUUGAUUCUUGAUGCCAUAGCCAAAGCCCCAUGCACCCCUUCAAAACCUGUGUUAAAUGUACCCACGUGGCCGUUGAGGUCUCCUCCUAUGAAGAGCUUCUCGCCAAUAGGUACACUCCUAACCAUGUCCUCCAGACCACCUCAGAACUCCCUCUUGGUGUUCUCAUUGUGGCCUACUUGCAGGGCAUACACGCUGCUAACAUUGAGAACCAAGUCGCCAACUACCAGCUUGACCAGGAUAAUUCGGUCCCCACGUCUCUUGACAUCUACCACUCCAUACUUGAGGCCCUUGUAGAUCAAAGAUGCCUGCUCCAUUUCUGUUUGCAGUCGUCCAUGUGUACCAUAGCUUGAAGCCGGUGUCCUCCACCUCCUUCGCCUUAUGUACCCUCCAUUUGGUUGUCUUCUCUAUAGCUGUAAAAUAUUUAUAGAAUAUAAGUAUCAUGUCCCGUGCAUGUUUAGAAUAUAAUUAGUGGGUUUGGUUAAGUGGCAUAUGUGAUGAGGUGAAAAGUGUACAUGUUGAGAACAACAGAAGUAAUGGAGUUAUGCAUGUUCAGAGUAAUAGAAUUAGUUGGAUUGAAAAGGUGGCAUGUGUGGUGAGGUAGGAUGUGUGCAUAUUGAAAGAAAUGAAAGUAGUGGGGAUCAAGAUAUAGAUAUAUAGGAUUCCGUGUCACAUGAUCAUACAUACUAGGUGUCAAGUUUUACCAACACCUAUCUUACAACUGUUAGAGAUGCCCUUAGUAAGAUAUAUCUGUGUGCGUGUGUGGUGCUUGGGUGUGUGUGUGUGUAUGAGCAUGUCCUCUCAGUGGAUUUGAUUUCUGUAUUCUAACAAUUUCAUCUCAACUGAACACAGUAUGAAGAAACUAUGCAGUGUGCCUAGAAUGUGUUGAUCGCCAUUAUUGGCACAUGAAAGAUCAUGAUUGGUGUUUUGUCAAGGUUAUGAGUCUGAGUAAUUUCAAGGAUGAAAUGGCCAUACCAGAUGAGUUCACCACUAAUUUCAGAGGUCACAUUUCUGAUAAAGUCAAACUAGAAGUAGCAGAUGGCAACAUUUAUAAUGUUCAGGUUGCCAAGGAACAGGAUAAGUUUAUUCUUCGGUCAGGAUGGGUGGACUUCACCGGUGCUUAUGAACUUCAACAGUAUGACUCCCUGUUCUUUAUAUAUAGUGGGGACUCCCACUUCAAAGUUCGAAUCUUAAAACCAAGUGGUUGCGAGAAAGCGUCGUCAUGUGUUACAAUGAGCUGUGGUCCUAAUGUCCAAGAAAGGGUCAUUUGUCAUGCUCUAUCACUACCUAGCAUAAAAAGAUGUAGAAAUGACAAUUGGACGGACAAUUCGAAAACUGCAAAGGUUACUCCAACGGACUCACCUUCACAGAAAUCAAGUUCAGAAAUGAACACACAAGAUGUCACAUCUUCAAAAUAUAUUCCGGAACCAAGAAGUUCAGGUGGCCUUCCAGGGUCCACUGAAUCACGGCACAUCUUAGAAAAGGGCUGUAUACUGACUAGCGCUCAGAAGACAAGAGUCGACACAUUUGUGAAGGAAAGUUGGACUGGAAUCCAAUUUUAUGUCACAGUCAUGAACGAGAAAAGUCUGUCUGAUGGAUGUCUGGUCAUCUGCAAGGAUUUUGCAGCCAAACAUCUUCCGCACCAAGACCAGACGAUCAAACUCUGUUAUCCUCAGAACAGCAAAACAUGGGAUGCCAGUUUGAAGGUUAUCACUGAUGGAGCAUGCACCCGUUCAUGCAUCCUUGCUGCUGGUUGGCUGGACUUUGUACGCGACAACAACUUGCGGGAAGGCGAUAUCUGCGCAUUCGAAGUGUCAAAGGACCAUGAUAGAGUGAUAAUAACAGUCCACCUCUUAAAGAAUGUCGUCGUAGCAGGACAUACCAAAUCAACCAGCCAGCAGCAGAAGAAAUGGACUCACACAGGCUAUGUGGUUACAAAAUACACCAAACUGACUUGCAAGCAGAAGAGAAAAAUCGAAGAGAGGAUCCAGGCUAUUAGACCUGAAACAAGAAUAUUUGUGUCCAUCAUCUAUAGCAGCCGUAAAGCUGCUGCCUUGUGACCAUGAGGUCACGGGUUCAAGUCCUGGAAAUAGCCUCUUGCAGAAAUGUAGGGAAAGGCUGCGUACAAUAGACCCAAAGUGGUCGGACCCUUCCCCAGACCCUGCGCAAGCGGGAGCUACAUGCACUGGGGCUGCCCCCUUUUAAGAAGGGGAGCCUUGGCGCAGUGGUAAAGCUGCUGCCUUGUGACCAUGAGGUCAUGGGUUCAAGUCCUGGAAACAGCCUCUUACAGAAAUGUAGGGAAAGGCUGGGAGCUACAUGCACCAGGUUGCCCUUUUUUUCAUCUAUAGCAGCCGUGCCAAGCUGUCCAUAGAAGUGCGAUAUGCUACCGCUCAUCUUCCACGCGAGGAGCAGUGGGUGAGGCUUCAACUGCCUGGGAAGAACCACACUUGGAAAGUCAAGCUCUAUAUCGGCGACAAGGACAAGGGCAAAUGUUAUGCACUACAAACAGGCUGGAAGAAGUUUGUAGAUGAUAACAAACUGCAGGAUGACGACAUGUGCCUGUUUGAGCUACUCAAGAACAAGGAGCUCACCAUGAACGUCCACAUCAUUCGCAGAGAUUGAGAGAAGCGUAGCUGGCCAAUGUCGCCUGCCAUGGUGGUGGCGCCACUCUUGGUGGUAGUUGGUGCAUUUUGUAUCAGAAAUGCACAAACUUUGGGUUCCCCCAUCUCCCAAAUACUUGCAAGAAACCCUGUCGAUGUCGAUGAGAUGGGUUUCAGUUUGGUUUCAGCUCCUGCAAGCAUGUCUAUGUUUUGUUUCAAAGCUACUGGUUAGAUUUUUUUUUUGAAAAGAGGAAAAAACGCUCAAUCUCUA